CUGCCGUCGGGCUCGGUACCGUCGGGAGGGUGUACGUCUUUAGUCGACGACAGUGUGUCUGGGUAAUGAAUACAGAGGUCCAUUACGUCAUUCAGACAGGUGCUUUUUUACUCAGUGUUUUCAGACUAUACAGCAGCUGUCCAUUUAGCACUUGCAGCAUAGCUUUUAUAGUUGAUGCACGUCGAUAACUUAUAUUACGUUAACAUUUAAUUAAAUAAGCCAAAUAUUCAGUCUCUUGACUAGAAUAACAUUUGCGCUGUGCAAUUGGAGACUGCUGUAUAUGGGCGGGACUUCCUUGUAGCCUACACUGUUUAUUUGUGCGUGUUGCAGAAAUAGCAGAGAGAUCUUGCACGGAGCAGAUACGAAGUUUGUAUUACAGGGUGGUAUGAUGUUGUGGAGCGUAAUGCUGGGUUGCAGCUCACGAAGAGAAGGAAGCUGCUAUCUGGGAUGGCUUAUGACCUUAACCCUGACCCUGCCUCUGGCCUCCCUACAGAUGGACCGCCAUGGACACCAAGGACACCCCCUCCAUCCUCACCACCAGGCUCGCCCCAAGCUACUGCUGCUGUCCUUCGAUGGGUUCCGCUGGGACUACGUGAACCGUGUCCCCACCCCUAACUUCCAUGCCCUGAUGGAGGAAGGGUCAACAGUUGAGCAGGUUGAGAACACCUACAUCACCAAAACCUUCCCUGACCACUACACCCUGGUCACCGGGCUGCAUGCCGAGACGCAUGGCAUCGUGGGUAACGAGAUGUACGACCCAGACCUUAACGCCUCCUUCUCCAUGGAGACGCAUAGCGCCUACGAGCCACGCUGGUGGGCUGGGGCAGAGCCUCUGUGGGUGACCAAUCAGAAGCAGGGUGGGCGGAGCGGCGGGGUCAUGUGGCCGGGGUCGGACGUGGAGAUCGGGGGGGCGUACCCGUCACGCUACCUUCCGUACAACGUAUCGCUGAGCUUCGAGAGACGCGUGGAGACGAUGGUUGCCUGGCUGAUGGGGGAGAGGCCAGGGGAGGGGGUUCGGUCUGUGCAGGGGGGUGUGGACUUUGGCGUGUUAUACUGGGAGGAGCCUGACGAGAGCGGUCACAACCUGGGCCCAGAGAACCCUCUAAUGGACGCGGUCAUCGCUGAUAUCGACGACAAGCUGGGCUUCCUCCGCAAUGAGCUGCGCAAGAUGGGUCUGUACGAAACUGUGAACCUGAUUGUGACCAGUGAUCAUGGCAUGACUCAGCUCUCCAAAGACAAGGUGAUUGAGCUGGACCAAUACCUGGACAGAGACCUCUACACCUGGGUGGACAAGAGUCCUGUGGUGGGGAUACUGCCUAGAGACGGUAAGAUCCUGGGGAUACUGCCUAGAGACGAGGAGGUGUACAGUGCGCUGGUUGAGGCCAAUCCCAACAUGGUGGUGUAUAGGAGGGAACAGAUCCCCGAGCGUCUCCACUACCGUCACAACAACAGGAUCAUGCCCAUAAUUAUCGAGGCCAAGGAGGGCUGGACCAUCACCCAGAACAGAACCACAGGACCACACAUGUUGGGUAACCACGGCUACGACAACACCCUACCCAGCAUGCAUCCUGUCUUGGUGGCGCGUGGCCCCGCCUUCCGUCAGGACUACGUGAAGAGUUCCAUGCGUUCCGUUGACCUCUACCCCCUCAUGUGUCACAUCCUGUCUGUCCGGCCCCGCCCCAACAAUGGUUCUCUAGCCCGGGUUAUGGACCUCCUCUCCGAGCCCCCCCCCCACACACUCCACCCCGCUGGAGGGCAGAUACCGCCUUCCUUCGCCACCGCCCUGGGCGUGGUCCUGGGGGUUGUCAUGGUGACAGGGUUCCUGGUGGUUAUCGUCAAACAGAUGACGCUCCGACAACUACCCAGCAGGCAGAGCGAGAUGGCCCAGCCGCUAUUACUUGAAGAACUACAGCUUUAGAGGAGAAGACAGGAGAGGGAGUUAGGAGAAGAGAGAGAGAGAGGAGGAGAGAAGAAAGUAGAAGGAGAGGAGAAGAUGAGAGUUGGCUCCGUACACCGGUAAAGGACAGUAGCUUCAGUGUGGUGGUGGUGGAGGAGGAGGAGAGGAUAAAGUGUGGCUUUGUUCUGAUGGUUAUUUUGUUGUUUAUCUCAUCAGAGAGGAGCAGUCAUAGUAACAAUAAGAACCAAUAGUACACUGAACACAAAGCAUAAUGAGUGAGUAAAUCUAGUAUGUGGUUGAGUUGUAAUGCUAAGCUGUACAGUGACUCAGAGGUUUUAGACCACUGUGGGAUCUGAGUUCAGUUAGUCAGGCUGUUGCUUUCAGUCUUCAAUAGAUCCAUGACUACCGCGUUACUGCUUUAGUCCAUGUUGUUGUUGUCAUGACUACUGCGUUACUGCUUUAGUCCAUAUAGUUGCCGUCAUGACUACCGCGUUACUGCUUUAGUCCAUGUUGUUGUCAUGACUACCGCGUUACUGCUUUAGUCCAUGUUGUUGUUGUUGUCAUGACUACCGCGUUACUGCUUUAGUCCAUGUUGUUGUUGUCAUGACUACCACGUUACUGCUUUAGUCCAUGUUAUUGUCGUCAUGACUACCACGUUACUACUUUAGUCCAUGUUGUUGUCAUGACUACCACGUUACUACUUUAGUCCAUGUUGUUGUUGUCAUGACUACCACGUUACUACUUUAGUCCAUACAGUUGUCGUCAUGACUACCACGUUACUACUUCAGUCCAUAUAGUUGUCGUCAUGACUACCACGUUACUGCUUUAGUCCAUAUAGUUGUCGUCAUGACUACCACGUUACUGCUUUAGUCCAUAUAGUUGUCGUCAUGACUACCACGUUACUGCUUUAGUCCAUAUAGUUGUCGUCAUGACUACCACGUCACUACUUGUUCCUGUUCAGUACUUACAGUUAUCCUCUACUUCAUAGGAGAUCAUCUUUCUUUUAUAUGUGUUACUGUCUGUAGGGGGCGUGUUUCUGUCUGUAGGGGGCGUGUUUCUGUCUGUAGGGGCGUGUUUCUGUCUGUAGGGGGCGUGUUACUGUCUGUAGGGGGCGUGUUUCUGUCUGUAGGGGGCGUGUUUCUGUCUGUAGGGGGCGUGUUUCUGUCUGUAGGGGGCGUGUUUCUGUACAGACGCAUGUGUAUUGCCCCUAUAAAGAAUCAGAAACCACUAAUAACCAUUCAGGGCUUGACAUUCAGGUACAUUUGUCAGUGGCACACCUUGCCAGUACCAAGUGGAAAACUACUUAUAAAAAACUAUAUAUAUAUAUAUAUAUAUACACUACCGUUCAAAAGUUUGGGGUCACAUAGAAAUGUAUUUUGUUUUUUAAAGAAAAGCACAUUUUUUUUGUACCUUUUUUAAAUUACAUCAAAUUGAUCAGAAAUAAAGUGUAGACAUGACUAUUGUAGCUGGAAACGGCCGUCUAGGCAGAGUUCCUCUGUCCAGUCUCAACGUCAACAGUGAAGAGGCGACUGGGAUGCUGGCCUUCUAGGCAGAGUUCCUCUGUCCAGUCUCAACGUCAACAGUGAAGAGGCGACUCCGGGAUGCUGGCCUUCUAGGCAGUGUUCCUCUGUCCAGUCUCAACGUCAACAGUGAAGAGGCGACUGGGAUGCUGGCCUUCUAGGCAGAGUUCCUCUGUCCAGUCUCAACGUCAACAGUGAAGAGGCGACUGGGAUGCUGGCCUUCUAGGCAGAGUUCCUCUGUCCAGUCUCAACGUCAACAGUGAAGAGGCGACUGGGAUGCUGGCCUUCUAGGCAGAGUUCCUCUGUCCAGUCUCAACGUCAACAGUGAAGAGGCGACUCCGGGAUGCUGGCCUUCUAGGCAGAGUUCCUCUGUCCAGUCUCAACGUCAACAGUGAAGAGGCGACUGGGAUGCUGGCCUUCUAGGCAGUGUUCCUCUGUCCAGUCUCAACGUCAACAGUGAAGAGGCGACUGGGAUGCUGGCCUUCUAGGCAGAGUUCCUCUGUCCAGUGUCUCUGUUCUUUUGUCCAUCUUAAUCUUUUCUUUUUAUUGGCCAGUCUGAGGUGUGGCUUUUCUUUGCAACUCUGCCUAGAAGGCCAGCAUCCCGGAGUCGCCUCUUCACUGUUGACGUUGAGACUGGUGUUUUGCGGGUACUAUUUAAUGAACCUGUAAGUUGAGGACUUGUGAGGCGUCUGUUUCUCAAACUAGACACUCUAAUGUACUUGUCCUCUUGUUCAGUUGUGCACCGGGACCUCCCACUCUUUCUAUUUUGGUUAGAGCCAGUUUGCGCUGUUCUGUGAAGGGAGUAGUACACAACGUUGUACAAGAUCUUCAGUUUCUUGGCAAUUUCUCACAUGAAAUAGCCAUGAUUUCUCAGAAUAAAAAUAGACUGAGUUUCCUUGCGUCAGGUCCUGAGGUACAGGAUUAGAUUUGGGUCGGAUCCUUGAGUUGUUUUUUUUAACAAUGUCUACACUUCAAUUUGAUACUUUAAUGGGAAAAAAAUGUGCUUUUCUUUCAUAAACAAGGACAUUUCUAAGUGACCCCAAACUUGUGUGUGUUACAGAAUAGCAUUCAUACAAUAGGGACCACCCAUACGUAGAAUGUAUGCACACAUGACUGUAAGUCGCUUUGGAUAAAAGCGUCUGCUAAAUGGCAUAUAUUAUUAUUAUUAUUAACAUAACUCCUAACCCUAACCCCUAGUUAAUGUUAGCCACCUAGCUAACGUUAGCAUUAGCCACUUAGCACAUAUAUUAUAAUAUUAUUUUUCCUUUUUUUUUUUCUUGAAGAAGUGAUUUGUGUAAAGAUGUCUUGAUAAGCAAGCAGCUACGCAGUGUAGGCCUAGUUCUAGGUAAACCUUUCCUUGCUAAUAAUGAUAUGAAAUAAUACUGACGAUCAGGGGGAGGACUUUUUAAAAAUUCUGCCUCUGCUGAGAAGGGUCUGACGCGAGUAUCUAGGCCAUACUGUGACGGGGCUUACUCCAGAUGGAAUUUCAGGCUUUGCCUCAGCUUGGAAACCAAAUGCUGGUUGAUAACAAGUGUGAAUCGUCAGACGUCAGGAAGAUUGUCAAGGAUUAAAUCCAAAUAUAAAUAAUUUAUUUUCUGUUUUGUAGUUUGGAAAUGUACUGGGCCAAAUGGGUCAUGUGAAAGCUUGAUUUAAUUGGCCCGAUGAGCUUGGCAGAAGUUGCCAGCUCGCAGGCCUGAAUAUCAAGCCCUGCCCAUUAGUUGGUGAUGUCAUAACCAUUCGCUGGUGAAAAUUGCUAUAUGUUUUAAGGACUGUGAUGUGUGAAGUGCAAUAGGUUUUAAGGACUAGGAGGGAUUCUUAAUUUAGGAGGGAUUCUGAAUAAUAUGUGUAAUUCUUAACUUUCUGUGUUGAUAGUUGACUACUGAGUUGUGUGGUCUGAGAGGCCAUUUUGCGCUAAAUGAACUGAAUCGUGAUGAAGGGGGAGCAGUGCGAUGAACUGCUGUGUAGGACAUGUAUGUUUUUGCACUCUUUAUUUACAGAGCCUUCGGGAAAGUAUUCAGACCCCUUGACUUUUCCACAUUUUGUUACGUUACAGCCUUCUUCUAAAAUGGAUUAAAUAGCUCAUUUUUCCUCAUCAAUCUAGACCCAUUAUCCCAUAUUGACAUCACAAUACCCCAUAAUGACAUCACAAUACCCCAUAAUGACAUCACAAUAUCCCAUAAUGACAAAGCAAAAACUGUUUUUCUGAAAUGUUUGCAAAUUUAUAAAAAAGCAACAAAUGAAAACAUUUACAUAAAUAUUCAGACCCUUUACUCAGGACUUUGUUGAAGCACCUUUGGCAGCGAUUACAACCUCCAGUCUUCUUGGGUAUGACUUGCCUAGUUAAAUAAAGGUUAAACAUAUAUUUAUAAAUUCAAGCUUGGCACCCCUGUAUUUGGGGAGUUUCUCCCAUUCAUCUCUGCAGAUCCUCUCAAAUUCUGUCAGGUUGGAUGGGGAGUGUCGCUGCACAGCUAUUUUCAGGUCUCCCCAGAGAUGUUCGAUCGGGUUCAAGUCCAGGCUCUUGCUGGGCCACUAAAGGACAUUCAGAGACUUGUCCUGUUGGAAGGUGAACCUUCGCCCCAGUCUGAGGACCUGAGCACACUGGAGCAGGUUUUCAUCAAGGAUUUCUCUGUACUUGGCUCCGUUCAUCUUUCCCUCGAUCCUGACUAGUCUCCCAGUCCCUGCCACUGAAAAACAUCCCCACAGCAUGAUGCUGCCACCACCAUGCUUCACUAGUCUCCCAGUCCCUUCUGUUGAAAAACAUCCCCACAGCAUGAUGCUGCCACAACCAUGCUUCACCGUAGGGAUGGUGCCAGGUUUCCUCCAGACGUGACACUUGGCAUUCAGGCCAAAGAGUUCAAUCUUGGUUUCAUCAGACCAGAGAAACUUGUUUCUCAUGGUCUGAGAGUCUUUAGGUGCCUUUGGAAAACUCCAAGUGGGCUGUCGUGUGCCUUUUACUGAAGAGUGGCUUCCGUCUGGCCACUACCAUAAAGGCCUGAUCGGUGGAGUGCUGCAGAGAUGGUUGUCCUUCUGGAAGGUUCUCCCAGCUCCACAGAGGAACUCUAGAGCUCUGUCAGAGUGACCGUCUGGUUCUUUGUCGCCUCCCUGACCAAGGACCUUCUCCCCCGAUUGCUCAGUUUGACUGGGCGGCCAGCUCUAUGAAGAGUCUUAGUGGUUCCAAACUUCUCCAUUUAAUAAUGAUGGAGUCCACUGUGUUCUUGGGGACCUUCAAUGCUGCAGAAAUUUUUUGGUACCCUUCCCCAGAUCUGUGCCUCGACACAAUCCUGUCUCUGAGCUCUACGGAUUCCUUUGACCUCAUGGUUUGGUUUUUGCUCUGACAUGCACUGUAAACUGUGGGACCUUUUUAUAUAGACAAGUGUGUGGCCUUUCCAAAUCCUGUCCAAUCAAUUGAAUUGACCAACGUGGGUGGACUCUAAUCACAUUGUAGAAACAUCUCAAGGAUGAUCAAUGGAAACAAGAUGUCUGAAUGCUUUGUUUUUGCUUUGUCAUUGUGAGGUCAUAAUGUGUAGAUUGAUGGGGCUUUUUUGUCAUUGUGAGGUCAUAAUGUGUAGAUUGAUGGGGCUUUUUUGUCAUUGUGAGGUCAUAAUGUGUAGAUUGAUGGGGAUGUUUUGUUGUAUUAAUCCGUUGUAGAAUAAGUCUGUAACGUAACAAAAUGAAAAGGUCGAGGGGUCUGAAUACUUUGUAAAUGCUUUUUGAUGUUGAUAACUGAUAGGUGCCUCCUGUCAAAAUGUUUUUUUUUCAUGUAUUCAAAGAGACGUAGCAGCUUCCUACUCUGCCAUAGGAUACCUUGUAUUGUAUUAUAUUUAUUUAAUUCUGAUUAUUGAGUGGUAGAAAAUGUCCUUUGUGCGAUUUUGUUAGACUCAUUGAUUGAUUGAUUUAAUGAACACCAGACAAAUAGACAACUUCACUGUGAUGUAAUAAAUAAGGAAACACUCAACGUAGUCAGACCCCGUGACUUUUCCAAACAUUUUUUUACAACCCAGUCUAAAAUGUAUGAAAUUAUUGUCCUCUUCAAUCUACACACAAUAAAACCAUAAUGAAGUGUUUUUAGAAAAUAAAAAUCAAAUGUAUUAAAAAAUAAAAACAGAAAAAUGCGAUUAAUAUUAAUUUGAUCUAAUAUUAAUAAAAAGGAAAGUAAUAUCUCAGUCUAGCGUUUUAUGAUAUCUUACAGUAUUAGAUGUGUUGUAACUAAUGAGGUACGUUAGAGGUGUUGCAUUUAAUGAGGUACGUUAAAGAGAUGUAAUUAAUGAGGUAUGAUAAAGAGAUGUACUUAAUGAGGUAUGAUAAAGAGGUGUUGUAAUUAAUGAGAUACGUUAAAGAAAUGUUGUAAUUAGUUAUGUACAUUAAAAGGAGAAUCUGG
Oncorhynchus keta (chum salmon) is the source of this 7795-nucleotide messenger RNA. It is a transcript of the gene enpp5, whose product is annotated as ectonucleotide pyrophosphatase/phosphodiesterase 5. NCBI's taxonomy places the organism in Eukaryota, Metazoa, Chordata, Actinopteri, Salmoniformes, Salmonidae. The record is from RefSeq and is a predicted model, not a curated record.